UCUUCUGUGUGUGCUAAGAUUGUGCAGCUUCUGGGACAGAAUGAGGUGGACUAUCACCAGAAGCAGGUUGUCAUCCUGAGCCAGGAUAGCUUCUACCGUGUUCUCACCUCAGAGCAGAAGGCCAAAGCCCUGAAGGGCCAGUUCAACUUUGAUCACCCGGAUGCCUUUGACAAUGAACUCAUCUUCAAAACACUCAAAGAAAUCACUGAAGGGAAAACAGUCCAGAUCCCUGUGUAUGACUUUGUCUCCCACUCCCGGAAGGAGGAGACAGUUACUGUCUAUCCCGCAGACGUGGUGCUCUUUGAAGGGAUCCUGGCCUUCUACUCCCAGGAGGUACGAGACCUGUUUCAGAUGAAGCUUUUUGUGGAUACAGACGCGGACACCCGGCUCUCCCGCAGAG
This is a messenger RNA of Galeopterus variegatus (Sunda flying lemur), 400 nucleotides long. RefSeq names its product uridine-cytidine kinase 2-like. Gene Ontology annotation, cellular component: cytoplasm; cytosol. Gene Ontology annotation, molecular function: kinase activity; ATP binding. The annotation marks the transcript as partial. The transcript has 3 exons. NCBI's taxonomy places the organism in Eukaryota, Metazoa, Chordata, Mammalia, Dermoptera, Cynocephalidae. The record is from RefSeq and is a predicted model, not a curated record.